AUGGAGAGGGAGAGAAAAGCAGGGGUAUCGAAAGAUACCUCUGCCAACACAUCAGGUGAUGUUACGGUGGUGCCAGCAGCGGUACCAAUAAUAACAGCAACAACAUCUGGUCAGGUGUCUGACCAGUGGAUGGAAGCAACUUCUAAUAAGAAGAGGAAGCUAAAAAAACACAGUCCCAAUAAAGUUGAAAGAACCAACUCAGCUAAGCGGCGUGAUAUGAGAAAAAAAAUGGAGAAGACUAAAGAAGGAAUCACAACUGAAAGUGAAUUCUCAGACUACGCCGAGUCUGAGAAGACAGAAUAUGUAUCCGAAGGUGGGGAGGGGCUUUUCAGGUCUCCGAAUAUGGAUUUAAUCAUAUCGGAGCCAGAGACAGUCCCGCCGACAACGAAGGCUUUGGAGGUAGAGGCGGACCUCCAAGAUGAGACAAGACUUGUAAAGGCCCUGCAAGCCAAACAAGCAACCAUCAGCCAAUUUGAGGAAAACCUCAGAAAGCUCAAGGAGGAAAUGGAGCCCCUCCUCACGCAGCUGAAGGUAAAACAAGAGGCACGCCGACAACAAGAGGCAGCUCAACGGCAACAAAAACAACAGCAGCAAAAACAACUGCAACAGGGACAACAGCAACAACAACCACAGUUGGUUGUUAAGGAACCAUCAUUCUUCUCUCAAUCUUCUACAACUCCGUGCCUCAAAUACCAUUUCUCUGAGUUUAUUUUAAGGUUCUAG
Molecule: messenger RNA, 723 nt
Organism: Eupeodes corollae
Lineage: Eukaryota; Metazoa; Arthropoda; Insecta; Diptera; Syrphidae
Exons: 2
Coding region: 1-723 (240 amino acids)
Source: RefSeq, a predicted model, not a curated record